AUGCAAAUAACAAAUACCACUCAAUCUAGUUCUCGAUAUUCUUUUAAUCAUAUAGUUCUUACUGGAUCUAAUUCAAUACUUUAUUCUCUUAAUAAAUUUAAGAGAAGCAGCUUAAAAAAUAAAUAUUGCAAAUAAAAUGAAGAUUAUUUUCCAUCAUCGACUUUAGCUUAGUUAAGAAGAAAGAGUUGCUGCUGCAGUGAAUGUGGUUAACUUAGCAAUUUUUAAUUCAAAUAAUUAAAUAAUAAUGCAUCCAUUAGAUAAAAUAAUCUUUACUUGAAAAGUACUUCUAUUUGUUAAUCAGUGAAAUUAAUGUAAUUUACGCUUUUAUUUUUAAAGAAAUUAAUCUACUAGAGCCUCUGUAAUAUUUUAAAGACAUCAUUCAAGAAUGAAUACCUAUGGAGAAACUUAACUCUCCUAAGUUUAUAAUUUGACUCCUACAAGAAUAAGUCCAAUUAAACAAAAAUAAGGUUCAUAAAACAAACUAAGAUUCUAUCUUUAAAAUAAAACAUUAUAACAGGUUAAAAGAAAUAGAUAGUUUUAACUUAAUCUAAUUACUGUUCAUUAAUGCAAUAAGGAUUAAGAAUAAUAAAUAACAAAUAAAUUGAUAGUUAAAAGUCCUCUUACAUAGAGAAAAUCAAAACCAGAUGUUCGACCAUAUUUAAGCCAUCUAAAAUUAAAACCAAUUUGCAUUAAAAAUUAAGUUACUCACUUUGAAAUCUGA
Messenger RNA from Paramecium sonneborni, 721 nucleotides. The record is from the annotation of a GenBank genome assembly. Lineage: Eukaryota; Ciliophora; Oligohymenophorea; Peniculida; Parameciidae.